Molecule: messenger RNA, 4306 nt
Organism: Ostrea edulis (European flat oyster)
Lineage: Eukaryota; Metazoa; Mollusca; Bivalvia; Ostreida; Ostreidae
Exons: 19
Coding region: 28-2043 (671 amino acids)
Biological process (GO): transcription initiation at RNA polymerase III promoter
Cellular component (GO): transcription factor TFIIIC complex
Molecular function (GO): protein binding; histone acetyltransferase activity
Source: RefSeq, a predicted model, not a curated record
CAGUUUAAAUUUAAAGCGACGAGGAGCAUGAUCGGGUGCGAGGAAAGGAGAACUGCGAGUGCAGAAUUUGCAGACCAGAUAUUUUGCCUUGAUGCAGUAGAAUGGAGUGAAGAUAACAGGAUUUCAGUUUGUACAGAGAGAGGCAUAAUAAUUAUGGAAAUGAACAAUUCACCUCUUCAACUGGAUAAGAACAUUCACUACAACAAGUCAUUGGUUCCACGCCCAAAAGAUUCAAACAAUGUUACAAGACUUCCAAUUGAAGUUUUUAAAUCGUGGAAAAUGGAAUCAAGCAGCUUUUCAGAAGAUGAAGUGCAGGAGUUAUUUCUUGACCACCCAUUGCACCCUUACCUGAAAGGUCAAGUUCUUUGUCUUGGUUAUGUGAGGGCCCAUUGGUCAGCCAGAGGUGUGGACACCAUGGGAAGGUGUGCCUUAGCAGCUGUGACUGGGGACCACAGACUGAAUAUUUAUGUAAAAGGGAAUGAUAAGAAGAAAUGGAAAGAGGUGAUUGAUAUGCAGUCCUUGUUGUUUGAAAGAUUUAAAGACAGAGUGUCAGAGGAAAUGAAAUUCAGUGAAUUCAAGGAAGUCUGCUACAACAUGUUUGUAGUAGAUGUUGCCUGGUCCCCACUGUGUAACUUUGAUGAUGUGAAGUAUUGCAUAUUGGCGGUGGCCAUGAAAAGCGGAGCUAUACACCUGCUUAAAAUCCUCACGCCUUUGUGUUCAAAAAGUGAUGUCGUAGUUGUUAGUGAAACACAGCCCCUGUCGUCCAUCCCAUCGACUUUGUGUUGGUGUCCUGGAACCUCCAAUGAAAAAGAUGGUCUAGUUGUUGGCUACCAGUCCGGUCAAGUGAUAUAUUUGUCGGUGGAUAAGAGACAAGUCACCACCAAGUCCACGACUGUCAUUCAUGAAGAAGAAGAUCUCAUCAGAGUUGGCUGUAUUGCUUGGAAACUAAUGUCAGAGGAUUCACUGCUUUUUGUUGUGUCCAAGGAUAUCCAUAUAUUGUCAUUCGUGAUUAACAGCAAGACCGCAGCAGUAACAAAGCGAACCUCUCAUCUGGGACUGCACGAUUUUCCUGUUACAGGCUUAUUUGUCACGGAAGAUUCCUUUGUGAUGUCAUCAGAGGAAGGGCAAUUGCAGAUUUGUCGACCAUCACUGAAUGGAGAAGAUAUUGAACUGCUGUUUUCAACUCUAACAACAGACUUUGUUGGUAUGAGAAAAAUUUUAGGUGCAAGUUCCUCGCCUAAUGGAAUUUUUGUUCUCAUAGCAACAUGGCCUAUGAAAAAAUUUGAUUUGAAGUUUAUGAGGAGAAGUCCUAUGCAUGUAUUUACAUUACGUCUGAAGUCUGAGGAGGACCAGAGAAAAACUGCAGAAAAGUUGUUACUGGAUGAAACCGUGCCUAUGGACCACAUUCCUGAUAUUCUUGAGUACUUUCGACAGAGUCUUUGGUCUGGGGUCAACAUUAUUCCCUCCCUAACCAGUUUUGUGUCGCAGUCACACAAGUGGUUCUCCAUGCCUAUCAAACUGUUAAGAGUGUUGAGGUAUUUCAUCAUGACAAUACAACUGCACAUCCCAGAAACUACAGAUGAAGGAAUUAAGGAGGCUGCACUGGCCAAGGGAACUGUGUCUCAGCUGUCCAAUGUCAUUUUGUUGAAGCAUGUAGAGAAGGUGUUUUGUGGUGUGCUAAGAUCGCAACAGAAGCAGUUCACUGAAACAGAGGUAAAAGUUUUGAGUACAAUACUGAAUUGGCUGGAUGGAAAAGAAGAAAAGCUUGCCAAUGACAAAGUGGAAGAAGUAAAUCAAUUGAUAACAAAGAAGGAGUUCGAGGACUGCUGUAUCUGUCACUCCGUUUUGAAAGAAGAAGAAAUGACAUUAGUUUGUCCUAAUGGGCAUGUAUUUGGGAUGUGCUGUUUGACUUUCCUGCCUUGUUCAGCAGCGUAUAGGACUUGUGUUAGUUGCAACACUCUGGCAUCUUCUUCUGAAAAACUUAAAGACAUUUCCUGGUUGCCCAAGGAUGAAUGCUCGUUAUGUGGUGGAAUACUACUAUGAAGAAAAGAGAAACUUGCAGCGCAGAGAAAGCUCAAAGCUAACUCUUCUUAAGCAAAAACUUGAGAAUACUGGAACAGAUUCAGUUUAAAGUCAAGAAGAAAGUCCACUGCAGGGCUCAUUAGAGUGAUGAAAAGCUUGCCUUGUGUGUUUACAAGUAAGGCAGUGCAUGUUAGCAAUAGUGAGUUGGACUUGUGUCUGAAAAUUUAGAUCCAAUGGAGGGUUUUUCCCCCAGCCAGAACAAACAAAAGAUUUUGGCUAUAAUAGACAAUUACAGCAUACACGUCAUUCCAAGAUGGAAGGGUGUUUUUGAAUAGAUGUAUUUUCAUUAUAUAGCAUCUUUAAUUUGAAAGUUGAGUUUGAAUUGGAAUGACGUAUUGUAGUGUUAAUAGCAGCUUUGAAUGAAUAGAAAAAUCCAAAGGCUGGAAUAAUAUACACCUUCCUGAUGCAAUGUGUAUCGUGAUACAUUGAUGGUAAUAACAAUUAUUUUUGUUUCUCUCUACUUUAUGUGAAAAGAUUUAACUUGAGACUUACUGAUCAUUUUCUUUAUCAGUUUAUCGCUUUACUUGUUAACACUAGCCCAUCAUUCUUUUUACUUUCUGUAUUGUUAAAGCUGUAAUGCUUCCUAAUGGCAGAUCAGUAAGCAGCAAAGGUAGUUUUAUUGUCUCCUCCAUUUUGAUUACAAAGUGAAACAAUGUCUGCCAAUAUCAAUGAUAGAUCAAUGUUAAUCACUGCUGUGUACUAAAGCAAUGGGUCAGAGUAUAUCAUACACUGAAUUGAGCCUAAAAUUCGGCUGUACAUGGUUAUUUUAAUUUUGUUCUGUACUUGUAUCUUGAUAUCCUCUUAGUCAAUGCCAGCAUUUUUGUGUACUAUCACAAGUAAUAAAGGAUGGAUUCUUCUCAUAUUCAUUACUAUACUGCUACAACUAUAGAAUGUAUACAUUCUUAUGACACAUAGAAAGUGAGUGUUGCAGUUCUUGUUUUUGUGUCAAAGUCACACUUUACAAAUCAAGAAACCCAAAACAUUCCAUUUACAGCAGACAUAAAUUGUAUAUAUAUACUUCUGAUUCAUUACAAGAUUUAUCAUAAUUUGUUGCAUAAGCGUUAUGAUGAACAUAUUUCUGCCUGCUUGCAUAACAGAAUUAAUCAACUUAUUCCUGGCACUAGUCUACUAAGAUAUUUUUUUUAAAAUCUUAUAACACUGGUGUAAAAAGAUACAUAAUGACAUAUUAAAAUAUGUAAUGAAAUCAGAUCAUAUAAGGAAAAGAAAAUUAUUUUCAUUAGGAAAUGAUUAAGAAUAGGACAUUUAAGAUUCAUUUGAAUGAUGAAAGGAAUCCAUCCUUAUUAGUAGUUAGUUCUUCUCUGAACAGUAGAUCAUUUCUAAAAUCCCAAAACACCAGUUUUUGGAGAACCACACUUGCCAUUCACUCCCAUUAACAAAAUUUGAAUGAAAAAAAUAUUAACAUUUAUUGAAAUCUUGCAAUCUGUGUUAGGAAAACACCUGGUUGGGAAAAGAAAUCAUUGUAUUCCUGAGUCCUAUUCAAAUAUUGGAGCUCCCCUGAAUCCUGAAUUUCUAAGGUGUCAUGCUACGAUACGUGUUCUUCAAAUUGCAGUAAACACCAGCACAGAUAAAUUACAAUUUUUUAAAAGGUAUAUAGCCAACUUCCAUCUCCUCGAGAGGGAAUACUUUUUUAACGCGAUGCCUUGCCAUUAAGCCAGGGCCAGCAUUUCCCAUGCAGUGGAAAUUCCUACUUUCGAUAACCUUCUGGAUAACCUUCUCGAUAUCUGAAGAGUUUGAAAAAAUUAAACAUAAAUUUUCGGUAAACUUAAUUCAAAUGCAUGCAUGUACAUAGUUUCACUGGUUGGGGAAAAAAUGGUGUGAAAAUAGAAAAAUGAUACCUAAAUUGAUUUUCUUUUGCUAAAUUAUAAGUUGAGUUUUCAAUUGCUGAAUGCAUAUGUAGUGUAUCAUGUUAGUUGUCUUGUACUAAAUUUUGUAUUAACCACCAUCCAGUUAGUUUAUACGUUCCAACACAAGUGCUGUGUGAACUACAGUGAAAAAUGUUUAAAAUGAAUGAGGUACAGAAAUGAGUUUUAGCAUUGUCUAUGCUUUCUGCUCGGGAUGAUUCCUGGGGGAGGAAAUAAAUAAUUGAAAUUUUAUUUUAUAAACAAAAGCAAAUCUAACAAUGUAGACAAAGUUUCAGUAUGACAUACAUUAUCGAUCUCUUUUCACUCUGGUAUACAAGGGAGAAAAUAAAGUUCGUCUUGCA